This is a messenger RNA of Acanthosepion pharaonis, 1326 nucleotides long. The record is from the annotation of a GenBank genome assembly. Lineage: Eukaryota; Metazoa; Mollusca; Cephalopoda; Sepiida; Sepiidae.
AUGCUUUUGCUCUCUUUCCAUAUUCUCUUAUCUGUUUGCUCUCUUUCCACCACUGUAAUGCAUUUGCUUUGCUUCUCUCUCUCAUGUUUUUGCUGUCCUUCUCUUUCUCUCUCAUGCUUUUGCUGUCCUUCUCUUUCUUUCUCAUGCUUUUGCUGUCCUUCUCUUUCUUUCUCAUGCUUUUUGCUGUCCUGUCCUUUUCUCUUUCUUUUCUCAUGCUUUUGCUUUCCUUCUCUUUCUUUCUCAUGCUUUUGCUGUCCUUCCCUUUCUCUCUCCUGCUUUUUUGCUGUCCUUCCCUUUGCUGUCAUGCUUUUGCUGUCCUUCCUUUCUCUCCUGUCCUUCUCUUUCUUUCUCAUGCUUUUGCUGUCCUUCUUUCUUUCUCAUCUCUGUCUCUCUUUUCUGUCUUUUUCUGUCUUCUCUUUCUCUCCUGCUUUUGCUGUCCUUCCCUUUCUCUCUCAUGCUUUUUGUCCUUCUCUUUCUUUCUCAUGCUUUUGCUGUCCUUCCCUUUUCUCUCUCCUGCUUUUGCUGUCCUUCCCUUUCUCUCUCAUGCUUUUUUGUCCUUCCUUUCUCUCUCCUGCUUUUGCUGUCCUUCCUUUCUCUCUCAUGCUUUUGCUGUCCUUCUCUUUCUUUCUCAUGCUUUGCUGUCCUUCCCUUUCUCUCUCCUGCUUUUGCUGUCCUUUCCUUUCUCUCUCAUGCUUUUUGCUGUCCUUCCCUUUCUCUCUCAUGCUUUUUGUCCUUCUCUUUCUUUCUCAUGCUUUUCUCUGUCCUUCCCCUUUCUCUCUCCUGCUUUUUGCUGUCCUUCUCUUUCUUUCUCAUGCUUUUGCUGUCCUUCCCUUUCUCUCUCAUGCUUUUGCUGUCCUUCUCUUUCUCUCUCAUGCUUUUGCUGUCCUUCUUUCUCUCUCAUGCUUUUGCUGUCCUUUUUCUGUCAUGCUUUUUGCUGUCCUUCCCUUUCUCUCUCCUGCUUUUGCUGUCCUUCUCUUUCUUUCUCAUGCUUUUGCUGUCCUUCCCUUUCUCUCUCAUGCUUUUGCUGUCCUUCUCUUUCUCUCUCAUGCUUUUGCUGUCCUUCUCUUUCUUUCUCAUGCUUUUGCUGUCCUUCCCUUUCUCUCUCAUGCUUUUGCUGUCCUUCCCUUUCUCUCUCAUGCUUUUGCUGUCCUUCUCUUUCUCUCUCAUGCUUUUGCUGUCCUCCUCUCUCUCUUGCUUUUGCUCUUCUUCCCCUCUCUCUCUCAUGUCUUUGUUCUUCCUCCUGUCUCUCUCUCUCUCAUCUCUUUGCUCUUCCUCCCAUCUCUUUCUUCUCCUUUCCCCACUCCUUCUUCAUCUCUUAUGCUUUAG